Molecule: messenger RNA, 4653 nt
Organism: Spodoptera exigua (beet armyworm)
Lineage: Eukaryota; Metazoa; Arthropoda; Insecta; Lepidoptera; Noctuidae
Source: the annotation of a GenBank genome assembly
UGCGUCCCCAGCUACACUGACCACGACCACUGCUCAGCAAAAGGAACUAUGAAGCUGUUGAUACUGACGGCGUUAAUCGCCGCGGUAGCGUCGAGCCCGCUUACCCAGAGCAAAAGUUGGCCCUGGCAAGUAGGCAAGGACUACCACUACAAUGUGAACACGUUCACAUGGACCAAAUAUGAAGACAGCAACAGCAAUGGAAACGCUUUCAAGGCCGAGUUCAUCAUCCGUGUGUUGGCACCUGGUCAACUCCUUGCUAAGCUAAGCCAGCCUUUGUACGCUCAAAUAAAAUCGGAGGAGAUUACUUACAACGUUGCUCCCUCCGACCUCAAGUACGAGUCUGUUAAGAUCACUGACGAGCCGAUCGAGAUCUUAGUCGUAGGAGGCCGUGUCAAGUCCUUCAAAGUUCCAGUAGGUCUCUCUGUUGCUCACGAAAACUUGUUGAAGGGUCUGAUCAGCGCUCUCCAAGUUGACUUAUCAACUUUCGGACACGUUGACGACUUCCCCAACAGCUUUGAUAAGGAAUCCUUCCAAGGUCUCUUCAAGAAGAUCGAAACUGAUGUGACUGGUGAGUGUGAAACUCUCUACACUGUAUCCCCAGUUUCUGCUGAAUGGCGUCGUGAAUUGCCAAACUUUGCAUCUGAAGAGGAUCCUAUUGAAAUUGUUAAGAGCAAGAACUACGACUCAUGCAAGAAGCGUGCAACAUUCUUCUACGGUGUACCGGAAGGCUCUGUCUGGAAUGGAAUUGCUUACGAAAACGAACAGAAACAGUUCAUCAAGCACACUUCUGAAUCACGCACACUCGCAGGUAAACAAGGAACCAUCUACCAAACGGACGUCAUCAGCUCUGUAUAUGUGAACCCUCUCUUAUUCGGUAAGCAGAAGGCUGAAGUUUACAGUUACGUCAAAGCCGCUCUAUCUUCUGUCAAAGAAACAACUGGUGAGGAAUGGAAGAAACCUGAGGAAGUUCGUGAGAUCAGUUCUCUCAUAUUCUCCAUGAGUGAAUCCAUGUUCAUGCCUAAAUUCACCGACAAGACCAUUGCCAAUGCUCAAAAACUGCUCCAAGAUAUGACUCCUCUGUUGCAAAAUCCCGACCAACUAUCAAAGGGUGACUUCCUCGCAAAGUUCAACAUUCUGGUUCGCCUUAUUAUCUCCUUGGACUCUGAACAGCUAAACUUGUUGACUAGCAGUGUUGAAAUUGCUAAGGACUCGAAAAACUCUGCUAAGAAUGGCAUGUGGAUAAUUUACCGUGAUGCCGUCGCCCAAGCAGGCACUGAUGUUGCAUUCGAGCAAAUUAAAUCAUGGAUUCUGAACAAGAAGGUACAAGGCGAGGAAGCAGGUGAACUGCUCUCUGGUAUUGGUGCCACUCUUAUGCCUAGCAAGAAAGUAAUUGCAGAAUUCUUUGAUUUCGCAACCAACCCUGAAGUCAUGGGACAACAAACUGUUAACGUCUCCGCUCUCUUAGCCGUCACUAAAUUAUCUCGGUCCAACGAAGCUAACUUAUAUGUCGUCGACACCAUUAUCCCUCGUCUCGCAAGAGAACUGAAACAAGCUGUAAAAAAUGCAGACUCCAACAAAGCUCAAGUUUACAUCAGAGCUCUUGGUAAUUUGGUCAAGCCAGAAGUUUUGGAAGUAUUUGCUCCAUACUUGGACGGUACCGUUGCAGUAUCUAAGUACCUUCGCUUCCAGAUGGUUGCCAGUCUCAAGGCCUUGGCUAACUCUAAGAACGAAUAUGCUCGUGCUGUGCUUUACAGUAUUUUGAGAAAUACUGCUGAACCUUACGAAGUGCGAGUGGUUGCUGCUCUGAACAUCUUCAUGGCUUUCCCUACCGCUGAAAUGAUGCAAGUUAUGGCACACAUGACAAACGAUGAUCCUAGCACCCAAGUACGCGCUGUUUUGGCUAACGGAAUUAAUUUCGCCGCUGGACUAAAAGACCCCCGUUUUGCAGAACUCGCUAAGACUGCUCAAUCUGUUCAAACUAUCGUUUCGAAAGAGAAAUUCGGAUACCGUAUCUCUACUGACAGCAUUAUUGACAAGUACACUACAGAUGACGACAUCGCAUACUUUAGAGAACUUUCAUACGUCGGUAGUGAGGACAACUACUUCCCCGUAUACCAUAGGGCGGCAUUGAGAACCAGGAGCACUGGCUGGACUGAAGAAGACCAGAUUACUAUGUCUGUUACCGGAGUGCAACAACUGCUGGACUACAUCACGCAGAUGAUUUACAAACCAGAUAAUUCUAAGGUUGACUUUAAAUUCUCUGCAAAGGACAUCGUACAAAAACUUAACAUCAAACGGGAACCACAAGACAAGCUCGAAGGUUCUCUUUUCCUUGAGAAUUUGAACCAGCAGAAACUUAUCACUUUCAACGAAGCCGACCUUGAUGCCUUCAUUGCUAGCGCGGUGACGAAUGUACAGCAAAUGCUCAAAGGUGUGGAUGUGCAAUACACUAAGGUGUUGAACCAGAAACAAACAUACGUAAUAUUCCCUCUGGCUGCUGGUGUACCGUUCUUCUUUGAAUACGCUGAGCCACUAAUUAUAUCAUUCAAUGGCCAAGUUAAAGUCAAAGUUGAUUCAAGUGCCAAGGAGUUAGCUGGAUCUUUGAACAAAAAUCUCAACAUCGUCUUUGCGAGAAACUUGGCUGGCAAUGUUGGUUUCCUGGACACGCUCAGUGACGUAUAUACCACAGUUGGUGUCAUCAACAAAAUUCAAUUCCACAUCCCUCUGAAUCUGAACACUGUUGUUGCGCCUGGACAAAUCAAACUGAACUUUGUUCUGCCUGAACAAGAUGCCACCUUCAUUCACCUGAGUGUUUGGCCGUACUCCACUUUGCAAAAGACAGACUCUAUGCUGACUGUUGCUGAAAACCCAACGACUAAGUUCGUCGAACGUGCUGCUAAAACUGUAACUACUGACUUGAAAUUAGGUCAAGUAUCUGGAGUCUCUUUCUCUUUGAAAGGAUAUUCUUACUCAUCAGACUUCAAGAACAUUAACAAACUUUUUAAAUCUGACAUUGUGUCCAACAUUGCCACGAUUAUGUACCAAAAGGACGUUGCUUUGACUCAGUUCGAUUUGAAAUAUAUCGCUAAGGAAACCAAAAACAAGGAUGUCACCUUCGAUUUAUCCUACAAAACAUUGUUCAACCAAAAAGUAAGUGGUGAAUUUGGACCAGCUGCGAUCUUUGAAGAUGUCUCAGCUAAGGCUCGCCGUGAAGAGAUUGUCAAGCGUGCUGCUAAGGGCAUCGAAUCUGCUGAGGUCCAACUUUACGACUUAAGUGCUGUAUUUAAUGGCGAACGUAAAGUAGAGUUUGUAUUCACUGCUGCUAUCGCUGAGAGCUUUGUGGACAACAAGUCUCAAGGAGUAUUUUUAAUCAACGGAUUGAAUCAAUUAAACUUUGUCUACAAGCAAGUUAAGCCUAAAAUCGUUCCUCUAAACUUCGAACAAGCUUUGAAAAACAAAAUUGAGGUAUCGUAUGAAGCUGAUCUGAAAAUCGGCUCCGCCAAAAACUUCCACAUUCAAGGCAAAGGUGUCCGCAGCGAGAAAUACACAGAGCUUUUGUCAAAGGAUCCCUUGGCGAAACAAUGCCUGGAAGAAACCAGCGAAGGUAACACUUACCAGAAGGACUGUUAUAAGUUAAUCAUGAAAGCGCACGCUCCUGACUACUUUAAAUUCAAUGUAACUUACGAAGACUUUGGCGAUGGCUACAUGGACCUGUCAUACAGUACAUACGAGUUAUUCAAACAAUUUUACUCCUGGGAACAGGAAGUGGACACAUUGAAGAAAACUAACGCAGGUGUCAUGGAAGUUGAGAUACAGGCAUUCUACUACGAUAACUAUGUAAACUACGAAUUGACUUCCAAGUUGGGAGUGGUCGCUUUCAAGAAUGUAAAAGGCUUGGGAUAUUACCCAUACGCUAUGGCUUACUAUGCCCCGACUACUGACUGGGAACGUGCUUACAACUACUACUACGGUUAUCAAUACAUGCCUGCUUGUGCUGUGGACAGCAGCAAGGUUCAGACAUUUAGUGGCCGCAGCUACGACUACAGCCUGUCCAGUUCCUGGCACGUUGUGAUGGUUGACGAAUCCAACGAAUUCAAAUGGACUGACUUGGUCAUUCUUGCUAGAAGGCCAAGUGAGAACCAAGAGGAGGUCUACGUCUCUUACAAGACCGAAGGUGGCAAGUACGUUGAGCUAGACAUCAAGCCUGAAAACUUUGACGUUAAGACCAACGGAAAGGAUGUCACUGAUGGCAAUCUGGCUAUCUACUGGGACGAAGACAAGGAAGUUCCCCUGCUACAAAUCUACACUCUUGCUGACGGUGUUAAGGUGUUCAAUAUUAACAAUGGAGCCAUUCGUCUGGUAUACGACAGCCAGAGAUUGGUUGUUUUUACCGACGAACACCGUAAGACAACCAGAGGCCUGUGUGGACAGGAUUCAACCCAAAUCCGUGACGACUACAUGACUCCAUACGGUCUGGUAGACCUCCCCGAGCACUACGGAGCUUCCUUCUCUUUGGAAGGUGAAGGCAGCGACCCUAAGACUGUGGAACUGAAGAAGGAAGCUAAACUGAAGGCGUACCAGCCUGUCACCAAGUACACCAACAUCUUACGCUCCGACGAUGAGUGGAGCAAGGCCAAGAACGAGUCUCAUUAA